UAUGAUCAUGUGGUUUCCUGUUGGAACCAGCAGGAUGCCGCGUUCGCGGCAGCUAUGACAACGGAAGUUUAACCAUGGCUGGGUCGAGCCCUCCGAAGAAACCCUCAGUCUCUAAAACUCCCCAGAAAGUACUCAAAUGCACUGUGCAACUUAACAUUAAGGCCGUCACCUGCCCAGGAGUGCUUCUUCCCAGCCACCAUGACAUCUACUUAAGUGUUUGUGUCCUGGGCCAGUUCCAUAAAACCAACUGUCUGCCUCCUAUUUUCCCUCUCUUAUUCCAUGAAAAGAUGGUCUUUCAAAAGACCUUUGCAGAAGCAGUUGAUCCUAGUGAUGUUGCUGAACUGCUGGAAUUUGACACAACCUGUUUUGAGCUGAUUCAACUCAUUCCUCCAGAAGGAGAGAUUUUAGCAACUGUGGAGCAGAACUCCCGGGACUUUCUGUAUCCAGACCCUACACUCUCCCCAAGGAGCUCCAGUCAUGAGAGAAAGAUUCUGAUGAACAGAUCUUCCUCCUUCCCUGGAAUAUCUCCUCGAGUGGAAUUCUCGACGACUUCUAUAAUCCAAGACUGCAGUUUGAAAGCCCAAGCUCCUAUGUCCACUCCAUCUUCUGAAAAGACAAGGUGUAGCAGGAGGGCCGCAGGGGUCUGCCGACCUGAGCUUAAGGCAAAGCAGCAGGCGGGUCCAACCUGCAGCUAUGAGAGGCCCACAGUUGCUUCCCAAACCCGCUCCCUGUCACCGUACACCCACCGGCGCAUGUGCCAGCUGUCUGAAGACACCAGGCAGCGCCUCAGUCACCUGCAACUAGGACCCUUCAAGUUCAAGAAGGAAUCUGAGAGCCUUCCUCCCUUUGUGGUUCCUCGCAUGCUGAGCUCCUCCACGAAUGAAUCCUCUGUGUCUCAUCACACCUCGUCUCCCAAGAGCUUCCGUCGCAGCUGGGCCGCCAGCUCCACAGUAGACCACACUGAUGAUCCCUCCCUUCUUGGCAGCUACAGACCAAAGCUCGCUAGAGGCCAUAGAAGCUCUCUGAAGGAGCGCAGGUCUCCUGGGGAGGCGUCACGACACAGGCACACCAGCCCCCCCACUGCAGGGUUCCUGGCAGCUCACUCCACCCCAUUGUCUGGUGUGAAGAUCACCCAGAGUCCCCUGCUGAGUCGAUCGUCCCUGAGGGAGAGGUUCCAGAAUGGUCCGUCAAGCCCAGCAUGCUGGGAGGAGAUCCACAGAAGGGUACAGAGGAUUCUGCGGACCCACAGCGCUCGCAUGAGGCUCAGCUUUGAUGACCUUGGUUCACACCAGCACACACCUAGGCGCAGGCCUUAUGUCCCCUGUGACAAUUCCCUGUGUGACGGCCAGGACCUUCCAGACAGUGAAAGGGCUCAAAGAGAGUUCUCUGGGCAUUUGAACAGUGACGCGUUCUGGUCGAAGCGGGCAGCCCAGUACACAGGUCAGUCCCGCCGGGCCGUGUUUGAGGACUCCCUGGGCCGGGUCUACAAGGACCUCUACAACAGUAUCACUAAUACCAGUUAAGUGGAAGCAGCCUUGUGUGACACCUGUCUGUGCCAACUUAGAUUUAGUGAUGUUAGACACUGAGGAAAAAUCCCUAAAUGGUGCUAGCCUUAAAUGAUUCAAUCAUGAAAAGAAAUAUUUAUUUUUGUAUGCACAGACUUUCACUUAAAUAUCUUACAAUUUGUCUGUACU
Molecule: messenger RNA, 1694 nt
Organism: Scleropages formosus (Asian bonytongue)
Lineage: Eukaryota; Metazoa; Chordata; Actinopteri; Osteoglossiformes; Osteoglossidae
Gene: spata6
Product: spermatogenesis associated 6
Exons: 13
Coding region: 75-1523 (482 amino acids)
Biological process (GO): spermatogenesis
Cellular component (GO): sperm head-tail coupling apparatus
Molecular function (GO): myosin light chain binding
Source: RefSeq, a predicted model, not a curated record